GUUGUUGAUAGGGUGCCAAAAGACAGCUGGAGGAGAAGGUAGAAUGGGAGGCAAACUGCAUUUUUGCACCACGUUCUUUACAACUACUUUAUGCCUGGUGUUUCUGCUCUACCCGCCCUGGAACUAUGCAAAGAGGCGCUGGAGAAGACAACUGAAGGCUUCACCGCUGAAGCUGGUGGAGAAGUACGACGAUUAUGAGGACUCUCUUCAUCCCCAUAGUGCACACUACCAGAAGAAUGACCGGUGUCCACCACCAUCACAGACCUUGCCAGAACGAGCAUGUGAAGCACCCAGCUGUCGGUCGGACUCUGAAUGCGAGAAGCACAAACGCUGUUGCUAUAAUGGAUGCAUCUAUGCCUGUUUAGAAUCGGUGCCACCACCCCCAGUUUUAGAUUGGCUGAUUCAGCCCAAACCUCGCUGGUUGGGUGGAAAUGGCUGGCUCUUGGAUGGACCAGAAGAAGUCCUACAAGCUGAAACAUGCAGCACCACUGAGGAUGGAGAUGACCCCCUGCAUUGUCCAACAGGAUUUGAAUGCCACAUCAUCCAUCCCGGGAAUGCCGCCGAGGGCAUCCCCAACCAGGGGCAGUGCAUCAAGCUACGUGGGAACUCCGAUGGAUGGAAUCUAAGACCCAAAUACUACAAGGACUAUUUUGGACACAGUUCCAGCAAUGGAUUUGGAUACGUGAAGCAAACGCAGAAGCACCUUGGUUAAUUCAAGAAGAAUUCUUUGGACUGGUCAUGUGUGAUCUCAAAGGGAAAAUAAGAACAUUGGAUAGGCAAAGGAUAAACCCUAACCAAGUGAGAAUAAAGCCAGGAGAAUGUACAUGUUUAAUCUGUUCAUUGCCAGACUAUUUUGAAUUUCUUUUCAAUAUGCCUCAAAUAAACUUACUGCCGGGGAAAGGGGUUAGAUGGUCUCCAGUUCGUAUCAUUAGA
This is a messenger RNA of Protobothrops mucrosquamatus (brown spotted pit viper), 933 nucleotides long. It is a transcript of the gene WFDC1, whose product is annotated as WAP four-disulfide core domain 1. Bases 44 to 712 code for a protein of 222 amino acids. Lineage: Eukaryota; Metazoa; Chordata; Lepidosauria; Squamata; Viperidae. The record is from RefSeq and is a predicted model, not a curated record. Gene Ontology annotation, cellular component: extracellular region. The transcript has 6 exons. Gene Ontology annotation, biological process: regulation of cell growth. Gene Ontology annotation, molecular function: peptidase inhibitor activity.